Messenger RNA from Cheilinus undulatus (humphead wrasse), 3329 nucleotides. RefSeq names its product G protein-regulated inducer of neurite outgrowth 1 (gene gprin1). The transcript is spliced from 2 exons. Gene Ontology annotation, biological process: neuron projection development. Gene Ontology annotation, cellular component: plasma membrane. Lineage: Eukaryota; Metazoa; Chordata; Actinopteri; Labriformes; Labridae. The coding region runs from base 159 to 2123 and encodes 654 amino acids. The record is from RefSeq and is a predicted model, not a curated record.
UGUAACUGCAAUCACUAUCAAUCACCGGGGGGAGAUAUACGGACUGAUGUGGGUCUCGAUAAGUGAUGAGAUUUGUUAGAUUUGACCUGAGAGCAAUGGAGAGACUUCAGUCUGACUUGGACUGCUGAGGUUUUCCACUCCUUUAUUGCACGGACAGAAUGGGAAGUCUAAAAGACGAGAUGAGAGGACUGACAGAGGACCACAAGCUGUGUGAGAAGGCAGAUGAUGGAGAGCGUCCAGGCAGCUCAGAUGGCAGCGUGGAGCCUGGGGGACCUCAGAUAAACAUGAGUCAAAAGUCAUCAACACAACAGAGCUUUCAGCCAGAGCUCCACACAAAUACAGGCUACGAUGAAGAGACACACAAGAGUCCAGGAUCUAAAGAUGAAGAGGAUUCAGGUGACCGAUCAGACUCUGCAGACUUUAUUCAGACUGGUACAAUCAGUGUGACACAGCAGCCUGAAACAACAAAAGAUACACAAAACAGCCAGAUCGAUGGAGAUGGAGAGGAUAACACUCAGGAGGAAGAGGCAGGUAUUGAGAACAUCACAAUACCUGUACCACCCACUCCAGGUCCCUGUGAGCCGUGCACCCCAGCACCCUUCGGCCAGCACCACAUGCGCACGCAAGUGAGCCUGGAAGUGGUCCAGUGUCAAUCUAUAGCCACCAGCCCCAUGACGCCUCCAGAGGGAGGCAAUUCCUUCUUCUUUCCGAGUUCCUUUGUGAAAUCAGGAGGCGUGGGCACCGACACUAAAGACGCAGAGCUUCAGGUGGGUCAGCAGGUCGAGUUCUGCUCAGUCGCCACUUCUCCCAUGACUCCAAAGACGCCUUUCACAACAGCUUUUCCGGAACUGAUCGGGAGGGAGACGGCGAAGAGGGAGGAGAGGGCGAAAGAGAAUCAGGGGCAGCAAGUGGAAAAGAGUUUGACAGAAAGUCAAAAAGAGGCUGCGGAAACAGAAUUAGGCGCAUCAAACUCUGAUGCAUCUCCAGAGAGCUCCACCUGCUGCCCUGCUGUGGGGUCAGCAGAUUCACAAACAGCUGGGGAGGGCAGUAAGCAGCAGAGGAUGGGAAGUAUGGAUCAAGACAUCACAAUCCUGGUGACCCACCAUGACAACAUGGAGGAAGAGGAGGAGCCUGAGUCGCCUGUUUCCCCUGUAGAAGAAGAGAUGAUACCUGAAUGUGAGGAAAUUAAAGCAAAUAAUGAUGUAAAUAAAGAAGAGGAAAAGGAGAAUAUUCCCACGGAUGCUCCUGAGGAUGCGGCGGAUGACUCAAAGUCACCAAACAAAACUGAAGAAUCCUCAGUUUCUACCUGUGAUGAAGCCAAAUGUGAAAAUUCAGGAGUCAAAGACGUCAAAGUCUUAUGUGAAGAUGUGAAUGAGGUAUCUGCAAUAAAAUCUCCCAUCCCUGAAUCUCCUGCUCCCUUUGGAUGCCACAACAUCCGCACACAGGUGAGCCUGGAAGUGGUGCAGUGCCAGUCUGCAGCAACAAGCCCCAUGACUCCACCUGAGGGGGACCAGGCCUUCUGUUUCCCCAGCUCCCACAUGAAAUGUGGAUCUUCAAGUGCAGAGACCAAAGACGCUGAGCUGCAGGUGGGCCAGCAGGUUGAGUAUCGCUCUGUUGCCACAGCACCCAUGACCCCGAGAACGCCAAUCACCACAACUUUCCCUGAGGUCAAAAAGGAAACCAGCCUAGAGGAGAAGAUCAUAGAGGAGGAAGAGGAGAAAAAGGAAGAGACGGAGGAGGAGGAGAAGAAAGUGAAAGAAGAGGACACAAAGGAGGAAAGAAACUGUAAGGAGAAGUGUGAGGAGCCGGUGCAGGAGGUGAGCUGGGAUGAGAAAGGCAUGACGUGGGAGGUGUACGGGGCAGUGGUGGAGGUGACUGUGCUCGGCUCAGCCAUUCAGAAACAUCUGGAGAAGCAGGUGAAGAAGCAGAGGCGUCAACCCUCCAUGCCUCCGCCUCCCCCGCUCAACCCGUCAGCCAUGCCGCUGAACUCGGGGCGCCCGGGUAAAGGGAAGAGGGGAGAGCAGGAUGGGGAGGCGGGUCGACGCAGGAGAAACCCCUUCCGUCAGCUGAUGGAGAACAUGCAGCAGCCACACUGCUGCUCCAGAGCUCACAGCGCUGAGUGAAGUGAGAAGAAACAACAGCUGGUUAGAAAGGGAGAAUCUGUGCUGCAGAAUCACAUGACAUCUGAUUAAUACGGCUGUGAUACAGUGCAAUGACUCACUUCACAGAGGUUGCCAUGAAAGCGUGAGAGGCAAACCACCUUCACACGAGACAAAAAAUAAAGCACAAUCAAACCUUGGAGGGAUAAGAACUGAAAUCAGCCAUACAAGAUGUUUCUGUCAUUUUAUUCUUUGUGCUCUAUGUUUUUUAUGUUUGGAAUCAGUGGGUGAAAUAUCAAUGUUUGCUCUUUUUUUUUCACCCAGACUAUCAAUGAGUCAUUUUAGCUUUGAUGCUUUUUGAAGGCACUUAACACAAAAUAAAGCCAUGGUAACCUACUUCAGGUCUCAGCCAGCUGAACACAGCUUCAAACAGGAGUGAUGAUUGUUGAGUAACUCUUUUUGAUUGUGAUUCAUGACCAUGUGGUCAGAAGCUAUAAACUGUAGGUGUAUUGAAUGUAUACAAGAUAAAAGCCGCCCUAAAUGAUGCCUUGAUCUCAGCGAGGGGAGCCACUUUUAGCAUCAGUAACGCAGGCUUGUGUACGUCUUCUGUUCUGCUUUUGAAUUUUUGCACAAUGUUAUGACUUGUUUGUUUAGUGAAAAUUAAAACAACGUAGUAAUAAUGAUUAUUUGAGAAAGUAAUAACUCCUGAUUUUAGGGUAUUUUUAUUCCUUAAUCUUUUAUGUCUUUUAGUGCCAUGAUGAGUGCUUAAUUUGUGUGAUAAAUUUAUUUCAAAUGUGCUUUCAGUCAGAGGUUAUUAUUGUGUUGGUGAUUGUUGGUGGUCUUACAUUCAUUCACAAAAACAUUUAGAAAAAUGUUACUCACAGACUUCCCGUGUUAUACACUCAUUUAGAUGCCAGCAAACAUUUACAGAAGCAGCUGCUUAACAGGAAGUCACACUGCAUGAGAUUUUAUCGUGAAUCCAAAAACCAAAAGCAACAAAAUGCAAACAUGCAAAAGUCUGUGCUCUUUGGCUGACAUGCAGUCAUAUUCAAGGUUUUCAUUCACACGGUCUACAGAGUUUUUACCGCCUCUUUUUGGAUUUUAUUCUUUAUAGCGUCAGCUGCAGCAGAAUUAACAUUGUGUGUUGAUGUAACUUUUAAUAAAGUCUAUUUAAAAGCAAAACAAAAUGUUUUUAAACCUUCACUUCGUAUAUUUACAAAAAUAAAUGAU